Molecule: messenger RNA, 1260 nt
Organism: Morchella sextelata
Lineage: Eukaryota; Fungi; Ascomycota; Pezizomycetes; Pezizales; Morchellaceae
Exons: 5
Coding region: 1-1260 (419 amino acids)
Molecular function (GO): oxidoreductase activity
Source: RefSeq, a predicted model, not a curated record
AUGCCUCCUCGAUCAAUUCCCCUUCAAUUCUCAAGAAUGCACCCCUGGCACGACACUCCCCUUACUUCAAGAUCUCCCCACCCUCCAACACCUCACAAUCCUCCCCAGCUCCUCUCUCCCUCGCACGCCCUUAAACACACUCUUUUCCACCUCAGUAUGGUCCUCAUCCUCAUCGCGACCCUGCUCCUCCUCCUCUCACUCUCACCAUAUUCCCAAGCUCUAGACGCACCCUACACCGAUCCCAAGUCCAAAACCUGCAGCGCACCUCUCCUGCGUAAAGAAUGGCGCGCCCUCAAUGCUUCCGAACAGACCGCCUACAUCUCCGCAAUCCGCUGCCUUACCACGCAACCCUCGGCCCUCAGGAAACUUCUUCCGGGCUCGCAGUCGCGCUUUGAUGACUUCCAGGGCGUGCACAUCCUCCAGAUGGAGAACGUGCAUCUGAAUGGUCGGUUUCUGCCUUGGCAUCGGUAUUUCACGGCAGUGUGGGAGGGUGCAUUGAGAGGAUCAUGUGGGUAUCGGGGGUCGCAACCGUAUUGGGACUGGUCUCUUGAUUCGGAAGAAGGUAGCACCUGGGCUGAAUCACCCGUUUUCUCCACCACCACGGGAUUCGGUGGAAAUGGUACCUCCUCCUCCUUGAACUCAUCCUUAGUACUUUUAUCUAUGCCAGACUCUCAACUCACCUAUUUAGGGCCCUACGUGCCCUGCUCUGAGCAACCCUACGAAUCUCCUUGUGUUAUGAACGGUACUGGCGGUGGCUGCAUCACCAACGGCCCGUUUGCAAAUCUAACCCUUCACAUGGGACCUGGGAAAAGGGUUGAGCGCAACGAUCACUGCAUAACAAGGGAUUUCCAUCCCUAUGUACAGGAUUGGUUCAGUGAACAAGAGGUCAAUAGUACGCUGAGUGAGAAGAGCUUUGAGAGCUUGUGGAGAAGGAUCGAGGGCAUGUUUGAAGUCAGGCAGCUUGGGUUGCAUGGGGCUGGACAUUUGGGGGUUGGUGGAACCCUGGCAGAUGUUUAUUCUUCACCCGGAGACCCGCUAUUUUACCUCCACCAUGCAAACCUCGACCGACUAUGGUGGCAAUGGCAGCAGAAAGACCCAGAGAGGCGUUAUACAGAUAUUUCAUCUCCUGAUAUGCAAGGGCGCGAGGCGGGGAGGGUGACGCUGAACUAUGAGCUGAAUAUGGAGAAGCUGGCGAAAAAAGUUAUUGUUAAAGACAUUAUGAAAAUCAAUGACGGGAUACUUUGUUAUAAUUAUAUGUGA